Molecule: messenger RNA, 1629 nt
Organism: Umbelopsis ramanniana AG
Lineage: Eukaryota; Fungi; Mucoromycota; Umbelopsidomycetes; Umbelopsidales; Umbelopsidaceae
Exons: 7
Coding region: 1-1629 (542 amino acids)
Biological process (GO): glycolytic process
Cellular component (GO): cytoplasm
Molecular function (GO): potassium ion binding; pyruvate kinase activity; magnesium ion binding
Source: RefSeq, a predicted model, not a curated record
AUGGCCAGUGAAUCUACCAUAACUUCCAACCUCCACUGGAUUUCCCAGAUGGACGUUGAUGUUGAGCCCACUGCUGGACUCUUUGCCACCAACGCAAAUAGUACCAAGUCGCCGGAACAACGUGUUUUGACGUCUGCGGUCUACUUCAUAGGUCCCAAAACCAACAGCGUUGAAAUGAUCACGCAAUUGCGCAAUGCUGGCCUCAACAUUGUUCGCAUGAACUUCUCUCAUGGUUCUUAUGAAUAUCACCAAUCUGUCAUCGAUAACACGCGCAAGAGCGUCGAACUCUAUCCUGGCCGCCCUAUCGCUAUUGCCUUGGAUACUAAGGGACCUGAGAUUAGAACUGGCAAUAUGAAGGAUGACAUUGAAAUUCCUAUCAAGGCUGGUCACGAAAUGCUCUUGAGCACCGAUGACCAAUACUUUGACAGCUGUGAUGAUAAGGUCAUGUAUGUUGACUACAAGAACAUCACCAAGGUGAUUGAGGUGGGAAAGAUCGUCUACGUUGACGACGGUGUCUUGUCAUUUGAGGUGCUUGAAGUUCAAGAGAACGCGUUGAAGGUCCGUGCUAUCAACAAUGGUAAACUAUGCUCCAAGAAGGGUGUCAACUUGCCCCGUACAGCCGUCGAUCUCCCUGCCCUUUCUGAAAAGGACAAGUCUGACUUACGAUUUGGUGUGAAGAACGGUGUGGACAUGGUCUUUGCCUCUUUCAUUCGACGUGGUCAAGACAUUCUUGACAUCCGUGAGGUUCUCGGUAACGAAGGUCGCAAUAUCAAGAUCAUCGCCAAAAUCGAAAAUCACCAAGGUGUUCAAAACUUUGAUGAAAUUCUUGGCGAGACAGAUGGCGUCAUGAUUGCUCGUGGUGAUAUGGGUAUUGAGAUCCCAUGCGAAAGAGUUUUCAUUGCACAAAAGAUGAUGAUCGCAAAGUGUAAUCUUGCUGGAAAGCCAGUCAUCUGUGCCACGCAAAUGCUUGAGUCCAUGACCUAUAACCCUCGCCCGACCCGUGCAGAAGUGUCUGACGUCGCUAACGCCAUUUUGGAUGGAGCAGACUGUGUCAUGUUGUCUGGCGAAACAGCCAAAGGCAACUAUCCUAUUGAGGCGGUGAAAACCAUGCACACCACCUGUGUUCUUGCCGAAUCUGUCCUGUGUUACCCGCCACUGUUCGAUGAAUUGAGAGCCCUUACACCCCGUCCCACCGAGACAACUGAAACAGUGGCAUCAUCGGCUGUCAGCGCUGCUCAUGAACAAAAUGCUGGAGCCAUUAUCGUCUUGACCACCAGUGGAAAUACAUCUCGUUUGGUUUCCAAAUACCGACCUAGAGUCCCCAUCAUUACCAUCACGCGUAACCCACAGACCGCUCGUCAAGUUCACUUGUAUCGCGGAUGUUUCCCCUUCUUGUAUCCUAAGCCUUCCUCUGCCAGCGCUGCCAGAUCUGCCGUGUCUAACACACCUUAUUUGAGUCCUGCUGAGACUGCACCAUGGCAAGAGGACGUUGACCAACGUCUUUCAUGGGGCAUGGAACAAGCUAUCAAGUAUGGACUUUUGAAGAGCGGAGACCCUGUUGUUGCUGUUCAAGGCUGGAAGGGAGGUCUUGGAAAUACAAACACUCUUCGCAUCUUGAUUACCCCGUAA